AUGGCUCCACAAGGCGAGGCUCAUUCCGAAGCCUCCGCUGCUGCUGCAGCAGCAGCAAAGGAGGAGAAAGCAGCAGCAGCAGCAGUAGUAGUAAAGGAGGAGAAGGCUGCUGCUGCAGCAGUAGUAAAGGAGGAGAAAGCAGCAGCAGCAGCAGCAGCAGCAGAAGUAAAGGAGGAGAAAGCAGCAGCAGCAGCAGCAGCAGAAGCAGUCAAAGAUGAGACAGCUGCUGCAGCAGCAAAGCAAGAAAAUGCAGCAGCAGCAGCAGCAGCAGCAAAUGAAGAAGCAGGCGAGAAGGUAGCAGAUAAACCCUCAGAUGAAGGCCCCAGCAGCAGCAGCAGCAGCAGCAGCAGCAGCUCGUCUGAGCCUGCUGAAGGAGGAGGAGCAGCAGCAGCAUCAGCAGCAGCAGCAGCAGCAGCAGCAGAGGCUCCUAAGGGUUCAAUAAAUUAUGCAGAACAAUACAUGAAGGCAAUGGGCCUCAGCAGCAGCAGCAGCAGCUGCUGCCGAGGGUUUGAUCUUGCUGCAGCAGCAACAGCAAGAGAUUUACCUGAUGAUUCAUCAGCAGCAGGAGAAAAAUCAGGGUUUAAGUUCCCUACUUUUCCUUCUAUACCUCAGCAGCAGCAGCAGCAGCAGCAGCAGCAGCAGCAGCAAGAGGAGCAGCAGCAGCAGCAGCAGGAAGGAAAUAAACAAAAUGAUAGAUUAGAUGAUACGUUUGCUGUCUUUAUGGAGGAAUUAGAUCGUAUACCCAACACUAACCCUAAAAAUCGUCGUGCUGCUGCUGCUGCAGUACUAGCAAGUGCAACAGGAGCAGCAGCAGCAGCACCAGUAACAACAGCAGCAAUAGGUACAGCAGCAGCAGAAUGUAUUCGAUUAACUUCUCAAUUAUUUUUAUCUCCUUAUCAAGCUCUUCUUCUUUCUCCAGAGGCUACAGAAGAAGAUAUAAAAAAACAAUAUCGAAAACUUUCUUUGUUGAUUCAUCCCGACAAAUGUAAACAUGAACUAGCACAUGAAGCAUUUCAAGUAUUGAAUAAGGAGUAUGAGAAAUUACAAGAAGAAGAAGUUAAACAAAGAUAUAAAAAUGUUAUUGAGGAAGCAAAAAAGAGAGUAAUUAAACAAAGAAUACAAGAAAAUAAACAAAGAAAAAAAGCUGGUGAGAAAUUAUUACCUGAGACAGAAGAAUCCUUAAGAGAAGAAAUAUUUAAUUGUUGUGAAUUAAUUCUUAAAGAAACAAAAGACAAAAAAGAAUAUGCAGCUAAAUGUAAGGCGGCUAAUGAGCAGUAUGAGAAAGAGAAAGAAGAUAAAUUAAUUGAAGAAGAAAAACAAAAAUGCAGAGAAAGAAACGAAUGGGUAAAAAAGAGAGAAGAACGUGUUGGUAGCUGGAGAGAGUACCAGGAGAGUCUAAAGAAGAAGGAAAUAGAGCAUAGAGCAUUUACUGGUCUUCGUCAUAUAAGAGAAGAAAGGAAGGAAGAAGAUAUCAUAAAAAAGAGACAAAAAGUACAAGGAAUUGAUAACUCUUAUAAGCUUAAUUGGAGAUAA
Messenger RNA from Eimeria maxima, 1533 nucleotides. Its product is annotated as DnaJ domain-containing protein, putative. Bases 1 to 1533 code for a protein of 510 amino acids. Gene Ontology annotation, cellular component: nucleus. The record is from RefSeq and is a predicted model, not a curated record. The transcript is spliced from 7 exons. NCBI's taxonomy places the organism in Eukaryota, Apicomplexa, Conoidasida, Eucoccidiorida, Eimeriidae.